GUUUCGCGGAAUCGUAAACGCACAGUGGUUCAGCUGCACAAGUGUGCAUUGCGAGGGAGGACCCCUUCAAAAUGCUAUCCCUCUUCGUGUUGCUGCUAUUGGCAGCAUGUUCUUGCGCCGACAAGGAAUUAUUUGUCUACCCCACUAUACUGGAAGAGCGGACAACUGCGAAAAAUUUAGUAAUGCGGCUGACUGAAGAGAUGACACUUAACCUCAAGAAAAGCUCCAUUCUCGCGGAGACACUCUUGUUUGUUACCAGCAACGAAGGCAGCACCCAGCUGGAGGCAGUAAACACAACAAGUAUUGAGGAACAUUUAUACCACGACACUCACCACCAAUCCUCUGUGAUGGUACACCAGAGAGAUGGCACAGUGCAAGUUGAAGGGAUCCUCAACAGCAACCUGAGAAUUAAGCCUCUUCCAGAAGGUGAACGUUCGCGGCGAGGUCAAAUGUUGCAUAAAUUAUAUGAAGUACAAGAGACAAAAGAUAAUUUCAAAGACUCAGAGCUGCUGCUUUCUAUAUGUGCUCUCUAUUGUGGCUAUAAUUUUGGUGCAAUGACUCACAAUACACGACCAGUGACAGCUGCUCCUGCGCAACAUAUUCGAACGAAGGACACAGCGUCAUUCAGAUUUUUCACUGGCUAUUUCAUAUGUGCAAAAAUGUAA
Dermacentor andersoni is the source of this 665-nucleotide messenger RNA. NCBI's taxonomy places the organism in Eukaryota, Metazoa, Arthropoda, Arachnida, Ixodida, Ixodidae. The record is from RefSeq and is a predicted model, not a curated record.